Molecule: messenger RNA, 1376 nt
Organism: Dunckerocampus dactyliophorus (ringed pipefish)
Lineage: Eukaryota; Metazoa; Chordata; Actinopteri; Syngnathiformes; Syngnathidae
Product: dehydrogenase/reductase SDR family member 7C-B-like
Exons: 6
Coding region: 444-1376 (310 amino acids)
Biological process (GO): regulation of release of sequestered calcium ion into cytosol by sarcoplasmic reticulum
Cellular component (GO): sarcoplasmic reticulum membrane
Molecular function (GO): all-trans-retinol dehydrogenase (NAD+) activity
Source: RefSeq, a predicted model, not a curated record
GUACUCACACUUAGUCUUUUCAUUACAUAAGUGCACACGAGUACUUACACUUCAUCUUUCAAUUGCAUAAGUGCACAUUUUCGUACUUACACUUAGUCUUCCAUUUGAGACACAGCCUUCCUCACUUUACAAGGUGUUGUCUUCUUGUCUGUGUUUCACCCGUUUAGGAAAAGAGUUAGUAGAAGUAGAAAUGGAUUCCAAGGUAACAGAGGCGGAGAACGUGUGGGUAUGAAACACUUUUAGUCCUUCACCUUCUCAUCUUCAUGAAACAGUGCAAAGAUGUUGAGCGUGUGAGAGUUGCUUGACGUUGAGACGUUUAAGCGUGUCAUUCCUAGCUGCUAGAAGCUAACCAACCAUCCACUCAUGCAGGAUCAAACUUGUCAGUCCACAUCAUUCCAUGCAAGGAAGAACAAUGUCACCUUUCUAAGUCUAUCCUGCAGAAGAUGGACCCAACCUGGACCACCACAGUUCUCCUGGUGCCCUGCGUGGUGGUUCUCACAGUCGGAAUGUUCUACGUGUAUACGCUGGUGCUGGGUCUGCUGUCCAAAAGCUCCGUACGCAACAAGGUGGUGCUGGUGAGCGACGCUUUGUCUGGCCUUGGCAAAGAAUGUUCCAGUGUCUUCCACAAAGACGGCGCCAGGUUGAUCCUGUGUGGGAAAAGCUGGGAGAAACUUCAGAAGCUUUCAGGCAACUUGGUGGACACCUCCGACCCCAGCGUGACCUUCCCUCCUAAGCUGGUGCUGCUGGAUUUUGGGGACAUGGAGAACCUCCCCGAGGCCAUGGCGGAGAUCCUGGAGUGUUACGGCUGCUUGGACGUUGUCAUUCUCAACAGCAGCAUGAAGGUCAAAGCGCCUGCACACACUUUGUCUCUGGAGAUGGACAAGCUGCUGAUGGACAACAACUACUUUGGACCCGUCAUGCUGGCUAAAGGUGUGCUUCCCUCCAUGAUGUCCCGGCGGUCCGGUCACCUGCUGGUGGUCAACAGCAUUCAAGGAAAACUGGCCGUGCCCUUUCGCACCUCCUAUGCCGCUUCCAAGCAUGCCGUCCAAGCCUUUUUUGACUGCCUGCGUGCUGAGGUGGAGGAGUUCGGCAUCUCUGUUAGCACCAUAAAUGUCACCUUCAUCAGUGGACGUGCGUCUGAACAGCAGACAGCCUCGUCCAAGUCCUUCUGGUCAUUUUUGUACACAAAAAAGCCGCUGGGCGUUUCUCCACAUGAGGCAGCCAGCGAGGUGGCCAAGAUUUUGAGCAACAAGAAGAAAGAGGUGCUGAUUGCACCCUCGCUCCCAAAGGUGGCCAUCUACGCCAGGUCCUUCUUCCCCAACGUCUUCUUUGCCGUAAUGUCAGCGGGUGUGAAGGAUGCAGACGGCAAAAUGUAG